CCACGGCCGGCGGACGCCGGUGACGCAAUCGCGUCGAGCCGGGAUGGUGGCAGGACGCCGGGGAAGAUGGCGUCGCUGCUGCAGCUGGAGCGGGUGGUUUACCUGGUGAACGGGGAGAAGAAGCUGCGGCUGCCUCUGUCGCAGCUCUACUUCUGCCGCUACUGCCAUGAGCUGCGCUCGCUGGAGUGCGUCUCCCAUGAGGUGGAUUCUCACUAUUGCCCAAGUUGUCUGGAGAACAUGCCCUCAGCUGAGGCAAAACUGAAGAAGAACAGGUGCGCCAAUUGCUUUGACUGCCCAAGCUGCAUGCAUACUCUCUCCACGAGAGCGACAAACAUCCCGGCACCCCUGCCUGAUGACCCAGCCAAGACCACCAUGAAGAAGGCUUACUACCUGGCCUGUGGCUUCUGCCGCUGGACUUCUAGGGAUGUCGGCAUGGCAGACAAAUCUGUGGCCAGUGGAGGGUGGCAGGAACCAGAGAACCUUCAUACCCAGAAGAUCAAUAAAUUGCUGGAGUAUUACCACCAACUGGCACAGAGAGAGAAGAUUGAGCGUGAUCGAAAGAAGCUGGUCAGACGUAGAAACUACAUGCCUUUAGCCUUUUCUACACACACUAUACACGUGGUGGACAAGUACGGCCUUGGCACCAGACUGCAGCGACAACGAGCAGGGGCUCCUAUUAUUACCCUUGCCGGACCAACGUUGAAAGAAGCAGAGGACCACAAGGAAAUUAAGAUUGAACCUGCUCAGGCGUCGGAAGAGGUGGAGCCGCUGCCAGAGGAUUACUACACCAGACCCAUUAACCUGCCCGAGGUGACCACCCUUCAGCAGCGACUGCUGCAGCCUGACUUUCAACCCAUCAGUGCCUCCCAGUUGUAUCCAAGGCACAAACACCUCCUUAUAAAACGCUCGCUGCGUUGUCGGAAGUGUGAACACAACCUGAGCAAGCCAGAGUUCAAUCCAACCUCCAUCAAGUUCAAGAUUCAGCUGGUUGCCGUCAACUACGUUCCAGAGGUGCGAAUUCUGACCAUUCCCAACCUGCGCUACAUGAAGGAGAGCCAAGUGCUGCUGACACUCACUAACCCUGUGGAGAAUCUCACCCACGUGACCCUGCUGCCCUGCGAAGAGUCAGACCCUGAUGACGUGUAUAGCACUGCCAAGGUCCUGCUUCCUUCCAAGGAGAUUGUCCUGGCUGGGAAAGACGCAGCAGCCGAAUACGACGAACUCGCUGAACCUCAGGAUUUCCACGAUGACCCAGAUGUCGUGGCCUUCCGGAAGUCCAACAAGGUGGGCGUCUUCAUCAAGGUGGUGCCGCAGAGGGAGAGUGGAGCUGUCAACGUCAGCUUCAAGCUGCGCUACGACUUCAGGAACCCGCCGGGGGCCAUCCGGCCGGCUGACGAGGGGGAGCUGAGUGCCGAGGUCAUCUGGCUGACUCAGCAUGUCGACCUGAGCCUGGGACCCCUGGCUGCCUGAGGCUGGGACCCCCACCCCUCACCCCCCUUCCCUCGGGCAGGUGGGGUUGUGAGGGCCAACACGUACACACACGCACACACAGCCGAUACUGGGUCCCCCUCCCCUUCCACCCUCCCCUCUCACCCCCUCACCCCCUCCCCCUCUCUCCCUCUCCCUCCUCCCCCUCCCCCCCUCCCCUCUCCCUCCUCCCCCCUCCCCUCUCCCUCCUCCCCUUCCUCUCCCCACCGCUGACCCCCUGCCCCAGCGGGUGAGAGGGUCAGAGGGACUGGAGCUCAUCCGGAAGCUUCUUUGAGCGUGCGGGAGAAACGUGACGAGAGACUCGACACAAACCUCUUCGCGCGCCUCGUAAACCGGUCUGCUGGAGGAACUCGGUGGGUCAGGCAGCAUCCGUGGAGGGAGAUCAGCAGCCCAGGUGAAGGCUCUCGACCCAAAACACCGACUGUCCAUCCCAUUCCCCUCCCCACAGACACUGAGUUCUCGACCCACUGAGCUCCUCCAUCAGAUCGUGUGUUGCUCCAGAUUCCAGAGUCUGCAGCCUCCUGCCUCUCUCUCAGUUGCCGGCUUUUGAACAAACUUUCGAUUUAAGUUGCGCUCUGUCUCUGGGUAGACUUGAGCAAGAUGCUGCAGGGCUUGUCUCCGUGCACCGGGCGGUCCGGAACUCGGCGGGCUGAGCACCAUCUGUGUUGGGGGAAGGAAUUAUCGACUUUUCGAGCCGAAACCCUGCAUCAGGACAAUUCCUCUCCCUCCCACAGAUGCUGCUCGACCCGCUGAGCUCCUCCAGCAGAUCGUUUAUUGCUCCAGAUCCCAGUGUCUGCAGUCUCUGUCACUCUGCGCUGCGUCGCGCGCACAUUUGAGGUGUGUGGGGGGGGCGAUGUACCAGGCAGAGAGGAGGCUGCAGUGUCCCGGAAUACACCCCUCCCUCCCUCUGUGGCCCCCUGCCCUCCCUCGCCCAGAGCUGUAGCUUGACUCAGAGCCCACAGUAUAACUCCGAUCCAUCUGGCCCCCACGCUGCCCGAUCUCGGACCUGUCGUCCUGGAUCCAGACCCAAAGCUGGGAGACACUAUGCACGGGAGAAAUGCAGUCACGCCGUUACAGUCCCUUCCACCCCGCCGUUGGCACGCGCGAGGCUAGGACGAAAAGGCCGUUCAGCCCAUCAGUUGCUCUGCUGCGUUGUCUGACCACCACCUCUUCCUCCAGCCCCCGCUACUGUCCCCACCAGCUCCCCCCACUCUGUGCGGCUCCCUCAGUACGCAACUACCUGUAAGCAUUGUGCUGUGACAGUUAAUGUUCUAGUGUAUUAAUGUGUAACUUAUAUCGACUAAACAAUAAACACACAGUUAGACCCCUC
This is a messenger RNA of Pristis pectinata (smalltooth sawfish), 2818 nucleotides long. RefSeq names its product dynactin 4 (gene dctn4). The record is from RefSeq and is a predicted model, not a curated record. The coding region runs from base 67 to 1470 and encodes 467 amino acids. The transcript is spliced from 14 exons. Lineage: Eukaryota; Metazoa; Chordata; Chondrichthyes; Rhinopristiformes; Pristidae. Gene Ontology annotation, cellular component: dynactin complex.